This is a messenger RNA of Pantherophis guttatus, 4759 nucleotides long. RefSeq names its product PR/SET domain 5 (gene PRDM5). The record is from RefSeq and is a predicted model, not a curated record. NCBI's taxonomy places the organism in Eukaryota, Metazoa, Chordata, Lepidosauria, Squamata, Colubridae. Gene Ontology annotation, molecular function: DNA-binding transcription factor activity, RNA polymerase II-specific; protein binding; RNA polymerase II cis-regulatory region sequence-specific DNA binding. Gene Ontology annotation, cellular component: nucleus. Gene Ontology annotation, biological process: regulation of transcription by RNA polymerase II.
CAGCUGGGGGGGGGGUAUUCUAGCAGCAAGCGCUCCUUCAUGGUUUCCCCUCUAUCCCCCUUUGCCUUUGCCAUUGCAAUGCCUCUCGAUUAGCCCACAGCGGGAGGAGGUUACAGUCCCUUCUUCCUUUCAGGUAGGGCAGAAUGCUGGGCAUGUACGUGCCGGACAGGUUCGCCCUGAAGUCCUCUAAAAUUCAAGACGGGAUGGGGCUCUUUACGGCCCGGCGAGUGAAAAAGGGUGAAAAGUUUGGACCAUUUGCAGGAGAAAAGCGAAUGCCACAGGAACUGGAUGAAAACACAGACUGCAGGCUAAUGUGGGAGGUUCGUGGAAAUAAAGGUGAAGUGCUUUAUGUUCUGGAUGCUAGCAAUCCAAGGCAUUCUAACUGGUUGCGAUUUGUACAUGAAGCACCAUCUCAAGAACAAAAGAAUCUGGCAGCUAUCCAGGAAGGAGAAAACAUUUUCUAUUUAGCUAUUGAGGAUAUUGAAACGGAUACCGAACUCUUGAUUGGUUACCUUGAUAGUGAUAUGGAAGAAGUAGAGGAGGAAGAUGAAGAGGAAGCCAUUAUUAACCAGGAAGAAGAGGAUAGCAAAAACAACAACAGUAAUGGCACUCAUAAGGAAUUGCAACAAACUAAUGAAAAAGAUUGUUUUCCCUGUAAAGAGGACCAUGCUUGUCCAAACUGUGAAUCCAGUUUUGCAAGCCAGGAAAUAUUAGCUGAACAUCUUCAGACAUUGCAUCAAAAACCCAGCGAAGAAAAAGAAUUCAAAUGCAGGAAUUGUGGGAAGAAAUUCCCAGUAAAGCAAGCUUUACAGAGGCAUGUCCUUCAGUGCACAGAAAAUGUGAAUCCAGGAAAUUAUUCAAGAAGUUUUCAGUGUUCUGUUUGCAACAUAUCCUUCAGCUCAGAAUUGAGUUUUGAACAACACAAAGAAGCAUGCCGAGGAGAUGCUAGGUUCGUAUGCAAGGCUGUCAGCUGUGGGAAGAGGUUCAAGAGUAAGGAUGCCUUGAAAAAGCACAAGGAAAAUGUUCACACUGGAAACUCUAGGAAGAGGCUGAUGUGCUCAGUAUGCAAUAAGAGGUGCUCUUCAGCAGCAAAUCUUCAAGAGCAUCGAAAGGUUCAUGAAAUAGUUGAGUGUCAAGAAUGUGACAAGAAAUUUAUUUCAGCUAAUCAGCUAAAACGCCAUAUGAUAACUCACUCAGAAAAACGCCCCUACACCUGCGAGGUUUGCAAUAAGUCCUUCAAACGACUUGAUCAAGUGACUGCACACAAAAUAAUACACAGUGAAGAUAAACCCUAUAAAUGCAAGCUUUGUGGAAAGGGAUUUGCCCACAGAAAUGUUUACAAGAAUCACAAGAAGACACAUUCUGAAGAAAGACCAUUUCAGUGUGAGGAGUGCAAAGCUCUAUUCCGAACGCCAUUCUCUCUACAAAGACAUCUUCUGAUUCAUAAUAGUGAAAGAACAUUUAAGUGUGAUCACUGUGAUGCUACAUUCAAACGGAAGGAUACUUUGAAUGUUCACAUACAAGUUGUUCAUGAUGGCCAUAAGAAAUAUAAAUGUGAUCUGUGUGACAAAGCCUUUGUAACACCAUCUGUUUUAAAGAGCCAUAAAAAAACUCACACAGGUGAAAAAGAGAAGAUUUGUCCAUACUGUGGGCAGAAGUUUGCAAGUAAUGGAACUCUGAGAGUGCAUAUUCGAAGUCACACAGGUGAACGUCCUUAUCAGUGCCCCUAUUGUGACAAAGCUUUCAGCAAGAAUGAUGGAUUAAAAAUGCACAUCCGCACCCAUACAAGAGAAAAGCCUUACCAGUGCUCUGAGUGCAACAAGGCUUUCAGUCAGAAACGCGGCCUGGACGAACACAUGAGGACACACACAGGAGAGAAGCCAUUCCAAUGUGAUGUUUGUGAUUUGUCAUUCAGCCUCAAGAAAAUGCUGAUCCGGCACAAGUUGACUCACAAUCCCAAUCGGCCCAUGGCUGAAUGCCAGCUAUGCCACAAAAAGUUUACAAGAAAUGACUACCUCAAAGUACACAUGGAAAAUGUCCAUGGGGAAACUGACAGCUAAUUUUGGCUUAAAGUGUGUAGUGCUUUCGAUGCUUCUAACUCCAGAGUUCAGUCAGAUGAGUAAAUACACAAUGCAGACUGUAUAUUUUAAAAAGUGUUCAUGUAGACACUUCUUUUCUUGGGUUUUCUAUUCAAAGUAAAAGUAUUAUAUGAUCAGUGAGGUAGGAAUGAAAAUAAUUCAUGUCAUGGUGAAUCAAAACAUUAUUUCAAUUGGGAAGUUUAUUACUAAAAUAUGUUAUAAUUCUAUCAUAAUUAAUAUUUUUUACUCUAUUUCCAUAUAGUAAAACUUUAAUUCAGUCGUAGACAUAUGGGCUUAGAGUAAGGUCAAUUACUUUCGAUAUGUAGCAUUUAGCUACAUUUCUCAGUAGAACUAUUUUUUUAGCUAUACAUGCAGGAAGGAAUGGUAUAGCUUUGAUAAUUAUUGUUGAGUAAAGAAAAGCUUAUUUCCCAUGAUCUCAUCCAUUCCACAUUCAUUCUGUGGAAAAAGCAACAGGCUUUUAUUGAAAGCACAGGGUUUUCAGCAUGACAUGGUUUUUGAAAGAUGACAGACAACUUAAGGUUAAGACAGAUUUGGCCAAAUGCAUAUCCGUUAGAAAAUUCGUUAGCACUGCUCUGUUUGGCCUCCUACUUUCCUAAAAGGGAAAGGUUGUGAUAUACAAAAGUCUGAACUGUGUUUAUAGAUGCCCCAUUGGAAGCACCUGCAAACCAUUCUUUCUUUGGCCACUUAGUAUCCAUACCAAAGAUUAAAAUUAUGAGAUGAUCAUGAUCAACCAAACUGAGAUGCAGUAUCUCCAGGGUUGGCUGCUGCAAAGUGCUCCUGUUUUUUUGCUCAUGCUUUAUUCUGUUUAAGGGAACCAGGACACAGAUUUAGUUCUUUGUCCUGAUUCUGGUAUAAAUUCACUGGAAAACCCUAAACUAGCUUUUCUCAGUUUGGCACUCUCAAAUUUGUUGGAUUAAAGUAGGUAAUGUUCUUGGCUAUGAAUUCUGGGAAUUGUAGCCUAAUACAUCAAAAAAUUCAGAAUAAGAAUGAGUCUUCUAAACAUUUCCCCAUUAGAAUUAUUCCUGUUCAGCGAGGCUUUUUAAAUGGCCUGGAUUGAUUGAUUGACUGCAGACAUUUCAGAAGUAUAAAACUGGAGCUGUUUUAUUAAAUUUGAUUUCAAAAUUUUACUUUGGGCAUUGGGUGCAAAUGUACUAUUUGUGUGAAAUUCUUUAGAGCAGACACAUGUAUUUCAGGAAAAGGACAGAUAUAAGAUCCUGGAAAAAGAUGCAGCUGCUUUAAAUAGUUGAAGACAACAUUUUGUGCCUCCAAACACUGUGAAGCACUUUUUUGGUACUGAUGCUGAAGCAUUGUGUAGCUCUGAUAGAGAAUAUAUUGUAUUCUGUGCAUUUGUUAGGCUGGUUUCACAAAUGGAGAAAAUUCUUAAGUUUAGUAAAUUAAAAUUGUGACUAGGAUUUUAUUCAACUAGUUAGCGUGAUUUUUCAAGCAACACUUGCUAUUACUUAAAAUAUGUUAAUGAACUCAGAAUUUAUAUCAAAAUUAGAAUCUAUUUCAAACAGCGCUCUCUUAUCAUAGCAUUCCUAGGGAGAUUUACAAUCUUCACUGUUUAAAUGUGAUCGGGAUUAUAGCAUUGGUUGGUCAUGGACAAGGCAAAACAGAAGCAGUCCUAAGAAUGAUCUGUUGUUAAAGUGUUUAAAGGUGUUAAAAUACAGCAUUAAAUACUAAUACAAUAUUUGUAAAUGUUAAACAAAAUGAGAAGUUAAUCUCAGAAUAUUAUCCAACCCUUGAUUAAACAAAGGAAUAUAUAAACAAAGGAUUUUUUUUUUUAGCCUGAAGGAAUUUGUGCAGAUUUGAAUAAGGCUUUUGAAAUAAAUCUCUCAUAUCUGUAAAAAAAGAAAAUCCUACUAUUAUGAAGACAGAGUUAAGAAUAAUUUGUUAACUUUAUUACUUUUUCAGCAAGUAGUUCCUCUUAAUUAUUUGAGUAAUUCCUUGAAUUCUCAUGUGUGGAUAAGAAUGUAGAGCUUGCAUGAAAAGGCGCUUCAUGACUGAAAAUAAAAGGUACCAACCUAUAUUCUUUAAAGCAAGGGUGUCAAACUCGCGGCCCAUGGGCUGGAUGCAUCACACUCUGGCCACGCCCAUGCUCAGAUUUUUUUUUAGGGGGGAAAAAGUGAUGAUAUGUCACGUGACAACUCCAUGACGACAUGAGUUUGACACUCCUGCUCUAAAGAAAACAUGGGUUUGGAAAAUUAAAUUCUUUAAGUAAUACACAAUAUAACCCAUGUGCUUUCUUCCAUACAUAUAUUUAAUGUCUUAACAGUAUCUGUGCCUGGCUAUAGCAAAUAUUAGAUCUAAUUCCAUACAGAUACAAAAAAAAAAUCUGUAUUAACAUCCACAUUUAAUCUGAUGCAGGAUAAAUAUUUCCCCCAUGCUUGUUCUGAAACGCUUAGCUCUCCCUGAUUCUAAAUAAUUAUUUCAGAAUGGAGCUGAUACUCAAGCUGCCUCCUGCAACAUGGAUAUUAAAUCAUUUCUUAAAGGCUUACUUCAAAACCUAAUCUGAAAUACCCCAAAGCAGUGAAAUAUGGCAAUUUGCCCACAAAUUCUGAUGCGUAUCUUCUAAUUCCUAUAAACUUUUCCAGAACUGGAAUCUAAUGAAAACUGAACAAUUAUCUAUUUAAUCUCCAUAAUAAAGUAAUCACUAGAUG